Molecule: messenger RNA, 394 nt
Organism: Owenia fusiformis
Lineage: Eukaryota; Metazoa; Annelida; Polychaeta; Sabellida; Oweniidae
Source: the annotation of a GenBank genome assembly
GUGAUAUUGCCGAAUGAUAUCGUUUUCCAUGAAUAUGAUACAGCCCAGAAUCAGAACCUGUAUUAUCCUCGUUCUAUUGAUUCUGUGUUCUUUAAAUAUCGGUGAUGCCAGAAAGAGAAAAUCGAGGGGUAAAAACGUCACUGAAAAGGCACUUGCCAGACAUAACAGGAACAAGGUAGCGGAACUUCUUCAACCUGUAGAAUUAGCCGAGCUGUCGAUUCGUGUCGUAAUAAGUGGAAUCAAUGACUUAAAGUUCGAUGUAAGUUUCAGAAGUUGUGCCGAUGUUGAAAUAGUUCUCGACCUAUCAUGUUCACUUUCGAAAAGAAUGAAACAAAGGAGCCGGGAUAUUGCCAUAGUUUUGGCCGGUGCCUUGACAACAAGCUUUGACCCUACU